UCUCUUUAAUUUUUUGCCUUUAAAUGUCACAGUUGGUGCAGUUGUGGCGGUACCCAUUACCCAAAUAGCACUUAAUACACCAUAUGCAACAAACAAGCUCAUAAGUCUCUCAUUAUAGCUCUCUUAAACGCUGUCGUUUUACUCUAAACUCAUCAUCAUCAUCAUCAUCAUCAUCAUCAUCUUCUUCUUCUUCUUCUUCUCCUUCUUCUUCAUCUUUAUAUCUUUCUCUGCUUUUGUUUUUUUCUCAUUUGUGUGUGGAUACGUACACACACACGAAUAUGAGCUUUAGUGAAGGAGGUAAUGCUUUCAAGAGGAAAGGAAUCAAAGAAAUGGAUCAAACCCAUCAAAAGACUUCCUUUAUAGUUUCUUCUGUUAAAAACAGAAAGAAAGAUAAGGAUUCACAGAGCUUAAACAAGACCAAACGCUUCGCUUUGAUGUCGUUUAGGGACUUACCGGAGUACAUGAAGGACAAUGAGUUCAUUUUGAAUUAUUACAGAGCUGAUUGGCCUUUGAAAGAAGCUUUCUUUAGCUUACUGCGUUGGCAUAACGAAACACUCAAUGUUUGGACGCACUUACUUGGAUUUGUUCUAUUUCUGGGUUUGACUAUGGCGAAUUUUUUGGAAGUACCACAUGUUGUGGAUCUACUUGGUUUUUUUGCCAGGUCUCUACCAAUUAGUGCCGAUGCAAAUGUUUCCAACAAUUUCUCAUUGGGGACAACAAAACUGGUAGAUUUGAAGCAAAUAGCAUCAGCAGGAACAGAAUACAACAAUAGUUCAACACUUUUUGGCAAUAAUCUUCACACUGUAGAACAAUGGCCAUUCUUUGUUUUCUUAGCAGGUUCAAUGUUUUGUCUCCUCUCAAGCAGUGUUUGCCACCUAUUCUCAUGCCACUCCCACUCUCUAAACAUCUUUUUAUUGAGAAUUGACUAUGUUGGGAUAACCACCAUGAUCAUCACCUCAUUCUUCCCUCCAAUCUACUACAUUUUCCACUGUGACUCAAACUGGCACUUGGGCUAUCUUGGUGGGAUCACAGCCAUGGGGAUCUUCACCAUCAUCACCUUGCUCUCACCAAGGCUCUCGGCUGGCAAAUUCCGCGGUUUUCGAGCCCUGCUCUUCUCCUCCAUGGGACUAUUUGGCAUUGUCCCUACAAUCCAUGCUCUUGUUGUCAACUGGGACAACCCCAGGAGAAACCAUAUACUCUCUUAUGAGUUGGCCAUGGCAUUUUUCUACUUAACAGGGACUGGUUUUUAUGUUAGUAGGAUUCCAGAGAGAUUGAAACCUGGUUGUUUUGACUUGGCAGGACAUAGUCAUCAAAUCUUCCACGUUUUUGUAGUCAUGGGAGCUCUGGCACAUUAUGGGGCCACACUAGUAAUCUUAGAAUGGCGCAGCAAAUUUGGCUGUGUUAGAAGUAUGUGACUCCCUCUAUGAUACAAAUAAUUGGCUUUGUUUGUUUUGAUUCUUAUUUAUUGGUAAGGGUUUCUAUUCAUUUGCUUAGUAUAUACUUUAUAUAUUUAUAUUAUAAGCUAGUGUUGUAAAAUGUGCUGUAAUUCAAAUUUCCUAAAUAGGAAACAUUAGAGACAAAAAGAUGUAUUCAUUUUUUAUAACUAUUUUUACCAGCUAAA
Molecule: messenger RNA, 1621 nt
Organism: Humulus lupulus (European hop)
Lineage: Eukaryota; Viridiplantae; Streptophyta; Magnoliopsida; Rosales; Cannabaceae
Product: heptahelical transmembrane protein 1
Exons: 4
Coding region: 279-1415 (378 amino acids)
Biological process (GO): response to hormone
Cellular component (GO): membrane
Molecular function (GO): signaling receptor activity
Source: RefSeq, a predicted model, not a curated record